Castor canadensis (American beaver) is the source of this 1305-nucleotide messenger RNA. It is a transcript of the gene Acr, whose product is annotated as acrosin. The record is from RefSeq and is a predicted model, not a curated record. NCBI's taxonomy places the organism in Eukaryota, Metazoa, Chordata, Mammalia, Rodentia, Castoridae. Gene Ontology annotation, molecular function: serine-type endopeptidase activity. Gene Ontology annotation, biological process: proteolysis; acrosome reaction. Gene Ontology annotation, cellular component: acrosomal vesicle.
AUGGUAGAGAUGCUGCCAACUGCCAUUCUGCUCGCCUUGGCAGUGCCUGUAGUUGCCAAAGAUAACUCCACGUGUGAUGGCCCCUGUGGGUUACGGUUCAGGCAGAACCUGCAAGGGGCUCUCCGGGUUGUUGGAGGGCAGUCUGCGCAGCACGGGGCCUGGCCGUGGAUGGUCAGCCUCCAGAUCUUCAUGAUCCACAACAGCCGCAGGUACCAUGCAUGUGGAGGCAUCUUGCUGAAUUCCCACUGGGUGCUUACAGCUGCGCACUGCUUCGAUAACCAAAAAAAAAUCUAUGACUGGAGACUGAUUUUUGGAGCACAGGAAAUCGAAUAUGGGAACAGUAAGCCAGUGAAGGCACCUCUGCAGGAGAGAUAUGUGGAGAAAAUUGUCAUCCAUGAAAAAUACAGUGCUGUGACAGAAGGGAACGACAUUGCUCUCUUGAAGAUCACCCCUCCUAUCCCAUGUGGUCGUUUCAUUGGGCCAGCCUGUCUGCCCCAUUUUAAGGCUGGCCCUCCUAAAGUUCCCCAGACCUGCUACGUGGCUGGGUGGGGAUACAUAAAAGAGAACGUCCCCAGGCCAUCACCUCUCCUGCAGGAGGCACGCGUGAAUCUCAUCGACCUUGACCUGUGUAACUCAACCCAGUGGUACAAUGGGCGUGUCAUGUCAACUAACGUGUGUGCAGGGUAUCCUGAAGGAAAGAUUGACACAUGCCAGGGGGACAGCGGUGGGCCUCUCAUGUGCAGAGACAAUGCAAACAGCCCUUUUGUGGUCGUGGGGAUAACAAGCUGGGGAGUAGGCUGUGCCCGUGCUAAGCGCCCUGGAAUCUACACAGCCACCUGGGACUACCUGGACUGGAUUGCUUCCAAGAUUGGACCUAAUGCCUUGCACAUGAUUCAGCCGGCCACCCCUCCCCCACCUACUACUCGACCACAACAGCCCCAAGUCCGACCACUUUCCUCCCGCCCUCCCUCUUCUCGCCCUCCUUGGUAUUUCCAACGGCCAAAUCGCCCUCCUCAUUCUCCUCAUCCUCCUCUUCCACACCCUUUUCUGCCACUUCAAACCCAAUCCCAAACUCCUGCAGCUCAAGCUCAAUCCCCACCCCAAUUUUUACCCUCACCCCCACCUUCACCUCCACCCUCAUCUCACACCAAUCUUCCCCAAGGACUUUCUUUUGCCAAGCGCCUACAACAGCUUAUAGAGGCUCUGAAGGGGAGGGCUUAUUCUAUCUCAAAGAGCUCUUACUAUGAGAUCACAGAGCUUCCAGAAACAAUCCCCUCCUAAUCUAACUCUGUUCUUAAAAAACCU